Messenger RNA from Thunnus maccoyii (southern bluefin tuna), 3212 nucleotides. It is a transcript of the gene ttyh1, whose product is annotated as tweety family member 1. The record is from RefSeq and is a predicted model, not a curated record. The transcript has 14 exons. Gene Ontology annotation, molecular function: volume-sensitive chloride channel activity; intracellularly calcium-gated chloride channel activity. The coding region runs from base 451 to 2223 and encodes 590 amino acids. Lineage: Eukaryota; Metazoa; Chordata; Actinopteri; Scombriformes; Scombridae. Gene Ontology annotation, cellular component: plasma membrane; smooth endoplasmic reticulum membrane.
UCUUAUAUGUCAACCUUAUAGUUAGUGUUGCCAUGAUGAACUGAUAUAAGAUCGGAGCAAACACCUGUGCGUUACCUGAACUACAAGGUAAAUCAUAAAACUCAGCAGCGCACUACAGCCUCCUCUCUGGGUGCGGUGUGUGCACAGAUUUACACUCCCCCAAGCUAGUUUCCAGUAAGUAUGGCUGACAUUUUGACCCUUGCUUUUCUCAGGUGAUCACUGGUCAUAAAUUGUCUCCUCUGUGCCCGGAUGGAGGAGGGGCACCAUGGCCUUAGAGCUGGCAUUGACCUCUCUGUCCUUUCAGUUUGACAGUGAGCUCGGGAAAGACCAUCACCCCCUCCUUACCUUUUUUCCUCUCCUCUGAUCUUACUUCACAUCCCGACUGCUCUGACACCUCUUUCCCCCCCCUCCCUCACACAGGGUGGAGGAGGGGACCAGUGGCAGUAGAAAAUGGCUGCCAUGACAACGGUGCCCAGCUAUAGCCCCUCGCUGUGGGUGAGGAUGUGUCACGCCCUCCCCCGGCUGGACCUCACCAUGCAGAUGAGGGACAACAUCUUUGUCCCUGACAGCUGGGAGUACCAGCAGACCCUGCUGGUUUUGUCCAGUUUAUCAGCCAUUGCUCUCGUUCUCUCCCUCUUGGUGGUUCUCUCCUUCCUCAUACACUACUGCUGCUGUCACCGUGGUGACCGGAGCGAGGGAUCAGAGGAGGAGGAGGAGGAUGAAGACGGCAGCACGGGUCACGGUUACAGUGGGAAGAAGGGGCGGGGCAUCUGCUGCGUCACGUGGGUGGCGGUGGCGGCCGUCACGCUGUGCUGUGUUGCCAUAGGCAUCGGUUUCUAUGGCAACAGCGAAGCUAAUGAUGGGAUGUAUCAGUUGACCUCGUCUCUUCUCACAGCCAAUUAUACGCUAGCUUCCAUCGAUCUGCUGAUUUCAGACACGAUUGCUGGGCUGCAGCUGUCUGUCUCUGGCCCGCUGACCACAAUGGAGGAGCUCUUUACUGGCAGUAAACCCUUCCUGGUGUCGUUGCGGAACUGCCGGAGGUUAUCAGAGAAUGUGAUCAACCUCCUCUCCUCCAUCUCCCUGGCCCGGUCCAGCGUUGACGUCGGGCUGGGGAAUGACAGCAGUGUCAGUGGGGCGUCCAUCAUACCAUUGACCCCAGUACCGCCCUCAAUGGCUCCUACAGUGGUCCCUACCAGUGGCCUCAUGCCCAACCCCUUUUCACCUGGCUGGGCAGCCAACACGCUGAUGGUGAAUGAGGACUACAGGUGGCUGUCAUAUGUGUUGCUGCUGCUGCUGGACCUCAUAGUAUGUCUGUUCAUCUUACUGGGACUGGCCAAGCAAGCACGCUGGCUGCUUAUCCUGAUGACCGUGCUGGCGUGGCUGGCGCUCUUCCUCAGCUGGGGCUCCCUGGGCUUGGAGACUGCCACUGUAGUGGCUCUCAGUGACUUCUGCUCAGAUCCAAACACAUUCGUCCUCAACUCCACCCACUUCAACACUGGCACCAGCUCAGAUGUGUUGGAUUAUUACCUGACCUGCAGCAGGCGCAUGAACAGUCCGUUCCAGCAGCUGCUGACCCAGUCGCAGAGGGCACUGUCCAACAUCCACACACACCUCUCCAGCCUGGAAAGAAAUGCUCUCCCACAGUUCCCCAAAGCUGAGAAAUCACUCAGGGAUGUUCAGCAGAUACUCAACUCCACAGAGGGCAACUUUCAUCAAUUGGUGGCACUACUGAACUGCAGAGGUCUGAAUAAGGACUAUAUUGACUCGCUGAAAGGCCUGUGCUAUGAUGGGAUGGAGGGAUUGCUCUACCUCUCCCUCUACUCUUUCCUUUCUGCUCUGGCCUUCACUGCCAUUCUCUGCUCUCUGCCAGGUGCCUGGAGGAGCUUCCCCAGUGAAUCAGAAGAAUACGAAGACUCGGACAGCGAGAGUGAGGACCCCUUCACCUCCCAUCAGGCACGUAGACAGACGGCCUCGGGGUCUCAGCGAGGGGCCAUGGCCCCCUUCUAUAAUUACCCGGGGGCCGGGUGGACACCCCCCUUUUCUAGCGCGCCGCCCCUCCCGACUCCAAACGUUUCCUCCAAUGGCAACCCUGGCUAUGAGAGCCUACCCUUGACUGACAGGCAGUCCCCACCCCCCUCUUACUCUCCCAGCAUGCUGACUGGUUACGGGGGAAGUCAAUCACACCCCAACCCUGCCCAUUCAAGGAACCUAUAUUCACGUUGAUUUUUUUUUUUUUUUGGUUUUGUUUUGUUAGGAAAUGUAUAGAAAAAAAAAUAUGUUUAGUUUUCAUAUGAAUGGACACUUUACUGAAAUGAAAAAGAACUAAUCUAAAAUAAAAUGAAUGCUAGGUGUGAAUUCAAAGUGCGUAACGUCAGUACCACUGAGUAUUAUUACUAUUAUUAAAAGCACAUAAAAGAAACAAGUCUAAAUGGACUGUUGAUAUAACCGACAGCGAUAAUGCUGCAAAGGUACGAACCAAGUCCACUUGGUCUAAAUUCUUUCCCCUUGUCUGUCCAAACUCUGUGUAAACUGUGAACAGUGGUGAGGCAAGUAAGAAUGGUAUUGACGUUACUACGUUGUAGUUUUAUAUUCUUAAAUGUAUCAGUACCACCAAUUUAUUUUCAGGUUUUUAUAUAAAUAUUGUUGUAGAAAAGCACUGGCACGUAGCAACAAGACACUUUUUUUUCUGUGAAUGGUUAUGCAGUUCCUUCACUUGGUAUAAUUUUUUUUAUUAUUACUUUUUAUAGGUGGCAAUUCUGUAUUUUCCUUGUAUUACCUUAUGGUAUUCUGUAUAUCUCACUGUCUAUAAUAUCUGAAUAAUCAUGAACCUUUGCUCUUAAAAAAAAAAAAAUACUUGAGGACUACCAAGACCCUGUUUUAAUGAUCGAAUGGAGAAAACUACAACUGCCACUCAAGUCUUGAGAGUGGAGAACUACAAAUCCCAUGCAAUGACAGCAGGUACAUAGCAAUAUGAUUCUUGCUACUGGUGCUGCAGUAGCUCUACCGUAACUAGCAAUAAUAACUAUGUAUAGCAUUGGGUUUCUGAGAUCUCUCCAAGAUGUUUUGUGUAUAUAUGGUAUGGUAUGUUGGAGAUUUCAUUGAAUCCCCCAUCCUUGCCAACUGACCUUGUUAACCCUUGAAUUGAGUUUGUAUGGUAUUAUCAAUGCUCCUUUUGAAUGGCAUCCUUUUACACUCAAGAGUCUAAUAUAAAU